Messenger RNA from Batrachochytrium dendrobatidis JAM81, 582 nucleotides. RefSeq lists its product as uncharacterized. The coding region runs from base 1 to 582 and encodes 193 amino acids. The record is from RefSeq and is a predicted model, not a curated record. The transcript has a single exon. Lineage: Eukaryota; Fungi; Chytridiomycota; Chytridiomycetes; Rhizophydiales.
AUGGAUCAACCCGGUCCAAAUACUCCCGGUCCAAACCAGCGACCAACUGUGAUUGUAUUUGGUCCAAGUACUUUCAAACAAGGCCGUAAACGCAUAAUUGAUUUAACCACUUCCGACCAAGACCAACAACAACCAACAGAUGUAGCUGGACCGAGCACUGCCAAACAAGGUCGGAAACAACCAAUUGAUCAGCCCAGCCCAAGUACUUCUAACCAAAACCAGCAACAACCAAUGAACAAAGUCGAGCCUGCUAAUACUGCUUCAAAUCAAGUGACUGAAUUAGGCAAAGGAAAUCAGAUAACUUUUGAUGAUAUAAAGAAAAAUCUUGAAGCGUCUAAAGAAUUACGAAAGAAAAAACUCAAAGAAUAUUAUGAAUAUAUGGCUCUUAGAUUGAAACAACAGUCAGGAUUAGAAAAAGGGGAAGAUAUAUCUGGAUCAAGGCACGAUCCAGAAGUUGAAAAGCAAUUGAAACAAGAGUAUAUAGAGGCAGUUACAAGAGUAUUCGGUGUCCAACAAGAAUUGAAAGCGUUUAUGAUAAAGCAUAGUUUGGAAAUCGAAGAACUGGGUUUGGAUUUGGAUUAA